AUGAAAAUUUUGGUGUGUGGAGAUGUGGAGGGUCACUUUAAGCAACUGUUUAGCAGAGUCCAGAGCAUCCUCUCCAAGAACAAAGACUUUGAGCUGCUGUUGUGUGUUGGAUCUUUCUUUAGCUCUGACUGCCAGGAGGAGUGGAGCAAGUAUCGGGAGGGGGUGGAAACAGUGCCUCUACCGACGUUCAUCCUUGGCCCGUGUUCGAUUGAGCAUGGCCAGUUCUAUGGAGACUUGUCACGUGAUGGAGGAGAACUUUGCCCCAAUGUCACAUGUCUAGGUCAGCGUGGAGUGUACAGUGCGUCCAGUGGUCUGAGGGUGGCCUAUCUCAGUGGGAGCUACCAGGGGAGGACCUAUCAGCAUCAAGACAAGGGAGAUAAUCUAUUGCGACCAUAUUUUACUGACUCUGAUGUGUCCUGGCUGGAGGGUGAGUGCAGUGGAGAGGGCUACCGUGGAGUGGACAUUCUCCUCACCUCUGAUUGGCCCGGGGCAGUGGACAAGUUCACAGUGGCUCCUGAUGGACUGGACCUGAGUGCAGUGGGGGCAAAGCCUCUGAGUAAACUGGCCAUGUGUCUCAAGCCACGCUACCAUUUUGCAGCUCUACACCAAACCUUCUAUGAGAGAAUACCGUACAGGAAUCACAAAAUCCUCCAAGGCAAGCCACAUCAUGUGACACGAUUCUUAGCUUUUGCUCAAGUGGGAAAUCCAGACAAGAAGAAAAGAUACCUGUAUGCAUUCUCUGUCACACCCAUGAGCUCCAUGGACGAGAAAGAGCUGACUCAGCAACCACCCACUGCCACCAACUGUCCCUACACUGAACUAGUCAAAUCUUUGAGGGAGUCUCAAGAGGAGGCUGGGCCUAACUUCUUCUUUGAUCAGAGAGCUCUUGAUUCUGCUCAUCGUAAACAGAAGAGACAACAGGACGGAGGACCCCCUGCAAAGAGACGACCCCCUCCCCAGCCCAGGGGGCCGUGCUGGUUCUGUCUGGGGGGCAAGGAGGUGGAGAAACAUCUCGUGGUCUCCAUCGGAGAUCAUACGUACCUGGCUUUAUCCAAGGGUGGGAUGGUACCAGAGCAUGUGCUGGUCCUACCCAUCAGUCACUAUGCAGCCUCCACUGACGCACCACCAGAGGUUCUGGAGGAGCUUGGAAAGUUUAAGAGUGCUCUGAGGAAAUACUUCAACAGCAAAGAUCAGUCGUGUGUCAUCUUUGAAAGAAACUACAAAUCACAGCAUCUUCAACUACAGGUUAUUCCAGUGACCAAGAUUCCAUCUGAUGCUCUGAGACAAGCCUUCAUAGAUUAUGGGCGGAGUAUAGGGGUGUGGCUUGAUACUGUACCCAGGGAAACACCACCCUCAGAGACAACUAGAACUCUGUGGUAA
Halichondria panicea is the source of this 1380-nucleotide messenger RNA. Its product is annotated as CWF19-like protein 1. The transcript is spliced from 14 exons. Gene Ontology annotation, molecular function: RNA lariat debranching enzyme activator activity. Gene Ontology annotation, cellular component: post-mRNA release spliceosomal complex. The record is from RefSeq and is a predicted model, not a curated record. Bases 1 to 1380 code for a protein of 459 amino acids. Lineage: Eukaryota; Metazoa; Porifera; Demospongiae; Suberitida; Halichondriidae. Gene Ontology annotation, biological process: mRNA splicing, via spliceosome.